GCGGCGGCACCUCCUCCUUCUGCUGUUGCGCCCCAUCCCCCCGCGGCCGGCCGGUUCCAGCCCGCACCCCGCGUCCCUGCCCGCGCCCCCGCCCCGGGCCCCACCAUGGGCCUCACGGUGUCCGCGUUGUUUUCGCGGAUCUUCGGGAAGAAGCAGAUGCGGAUCCUCAUGGUUGGCUUGGAUGCAGCCGGCAAGACAACCAUCCUGUACAAACUGAAGUUGGGGGAGAUUGUUACCACCAUCCCCACCAUAGGCUUCAAUGUGGAAACAGUAGAAUAUAAGAACAUCUGUUUCACAGUCUGGGAUGUGGGAGGCCAGGACAAGAUUCGGCCUCUGUGGCGGCACUACUUCCAGAACACUCAGGGUCUGAUCUUUGUGGUGGACAGUAAUGACCGAGAGCGGGUCCAGGAGUCUGCUGAUGAACUCCAGAAAAUGUUGCAGGAGGAUGAGCUGCGGGAUGCAGUGCUGCUGGUGUUUGCCAACAAGCAGGACAUGCCCAAUGCCAUGCCUGUGAGCGAGUUGACUGACAAGCUGGGGCUUCAGCACUUGCGCAGCCGCACGUGGUAUGUCCAGGCGACCUGUGCCACCCAAGGCACAGGCCUGUAUGAUGGGCUGGACUGGCUGUCCCAUGAGCUAUCAAAGCGCUAGCCAGCUAGGGGCAGGCCCCUGCUGCCCGGAAGCUCCCGCGUGCAUCCCGGGAUAACCAGACUCCCGGACUCCUCAGGCAGUGCCCUUCCCUCCCACUCUUCCUUCCUACAGACAGGCCUCUGCUCCUGCUCCUGCCUGCAUGUUCUCUCUUGUCGUUGGAGCCUGGAGCCUUGCUCUCUGGGCACAGAAGGGUCCACUCUCCUGCCUGCUGGGACCUGUGGAAGGGCUUCCUGGCCAAGGCCCCCUCUCCCAGAGGAGGAGCAAGGAUCUGGAUUUCAUUUUGUUUUGUUUUGUUUUCUGUUUUGGGUGUACCCUUGGGGCCAGGUUGGGAGGGAGAAAGUGAGGGCUCCGGGUGGUGCUAUGAUGUGGAACUGGAUAUUGAGUAAUAAAUUUGCUGUGGUUUGUA
Messenger RNA from Nannospalax galili (Upper Galilee mountains blind mole rat), 1054 nucleotides. RefSeq names its product ADP ribosylation factor 5 (gene Arf5). The transcript is spliced from 6 exons. Gene Ontology annotation, molecular function: GTP binding; GTPase activity. NCBI's taxonomy places the organism in Eukaryota, Metazoa, Chordata, Mammalia, Rodentia, Spalacidae. Gene Ontology annotation, cellular component: cytoplasm; plasma membrane. Bases 106 to 648 code for a protein of 180 amino acids. The record is from RefSeq and is a predicted model, not a curated record. Gene Ontology annotation, biological process: vesicle-mediated transport; intracellular protein transport.